Messenger RNA from Miscanthus lutarioriparius, 657 nucleotides. NCBI's taxonomy places the organism in Eukaryota, Viridiplantae, Streptophyta, Magnoliopsida, Poales, Poaceae. The record is from the annotation of a GenBank genome assembly.
AUGGCAAGGACGGUUAGGCCGGGCGGGCGAUCCACCGAAUUGUGCCUCUCCUUUUCGGGGCACGGCCGAGCUGGCCACACGGAGUCGCAGCAGAUUUUUCCUGCCGACCAAUCACCAUCCUCUGCUCCCGAAAAGGCAGCUCGCAGUUGCAGAGAGGAGGCAAAAGCCGUGCCAUGGCCUGAUGGCCUGAUGGCCAGGACGGACCGGAUUCAUCCGACACGCGCGGACCCAGCAAGACAACGCGAACGAGAGACACAGAGAGACAGAGGAGGGAUCAUCCAUCCAUCCAUGGAGAACCUUAAGGAGCAGCGGGGCCACGACGCGGCGGGCGCCGACAACGCCUGGAUGACGGUGCCGGCGUUCGGGGACUGGGACAUGAAGAACGGCGCGCUGCCGGACUACUCCAUGGACUUCUCCAAGAUCCGCGAGAUGCGCAAGCAGAACAAGAAGGAGCUCUCCCGCGCCAGCCUCGGCGGCGACGACGACCUCCUCGCCCACGCCCAGGCCCAGAAGCCGCAGGCCAACAACGCCCAGCCCAAGGUCGGCGGCCCCCGCCCCGCCGACGACCGCCGCCGCCGCCCGCUCCACGCCCGCGACCACUCCCCAACGGGAGGGAAGAAGUUCCUGAGCUACUUCCAGUGUUGUAUCAAGGCCUGA